Lactuca virosa is the source of this 2238-nucleotide messenger RNA. The record is from the annotation of a GenBank genome assembly. Lineage: Eukaryota; Viridiplantae; Streptophyta; Magnoliopsida; Asterales; Asteraceae.
UCAGAAUCGGAAAAAAGAAUACUCCUCAAACUCCAUCGUUCCUUCUUUCCCCUUUCAAUUCUCCGUAAUCCCAGACAAACUCACUGCCGAUUCGCUCAAAAAACUUGAUCACAAUCCUCAACCCUAUAAAAAGAAACUCUAAAUUAUCAAAUUUCCCCCCUUUUACAACCCUAAUUCACCUUACUUCUUACAAUCUUGUAUACAUGGUUACUGAUAGCUCCCCCAAUUUCGACGAUGGAGCUGACAUUUUUUCUCCAAUGGUGCCAAGUGAAAGUGAUUCUAUGGUGAUAAAGAGAAAAGAAAUGACAGGUCUUGAGCUCGAAGGGAGCAGAAGGAAGAAAAAGAAGAAGCAAAGUGGUACACCUCGUCCUGCUUGCUCUUGGGUACAUUUUAGCCGUGAAUUCAUCAAGGAGUACAGUGCUUCACAUCCCGAAUCUUCUGGUCUGAAAGUUGCAACAAGAGCAGCUUCAGAUGCAUGGAAAGUGAUGACUUUAGAAGAAAAGUCAAAAUACACGAAACGUGCACGUGAAGUGUGGGAUGACUACUUGAGUUCCGCACCUGCUCGUGAACCUAAACCGAGAAAACAGGCAAACCUAGUGACUCGGUGUUCUCCGGGACGGUUAGUCAACGUGUUGAAACACUUUACAGUUGACCAAAAAGAAGCGGUAAAAAGCAUGGGAUUCGGUAGUCUUCUUGACCUCAAAUGUAGAACUUUGAGACGCAGUCUAUGCCUAUGGCUUCUAGAAAGAUUCAACACAAUACGACGUAGUUUAGAGAUUUGUGGUGAAAGAAUCCCAUUAUACCCUCACGAUGUUGAACUUGUAAUGGGCUUACCAGCAUCCGGAAAAGAUGUGGUCAACUCAGGACCCGAUGACUUAGUUGCAGAAUUAAGACAAAAAUAUAAUGCUUCAAAUCGAGGGAUUUCGGUUAGGUUUCUUGAAGAAAGAUUAGGGCAACCGGAAGCAGGAGAUGAUUUCAAAAGGGCGUUUCUUUUGUAUGUUUUGGGUACCCUUUUGUGUCCAACUGCAAGAUUAGAUGUUAGCCCUUCGUUUCUUCAUCUGUUGACUGAUAUGGAUUGUAUUCAUGAGUAUAAUUGGGCUAAAUUCUUGCUUGAUCGGUUAGUUAGAGAGGUGUCAAGGUUUAGACAAGGGAAACAAAGAGCAGUUGGUGGGUGUCUUUUGUUUCUUCAGAUUUUUUACUAUGAGUGUGUUGCGAUUGGAGGGAGUUGUGAACCAGGUCCUGUUGUUGUUCCAUGUUUAUCGUUGUGGACAGAGGAAGCUAUUUCUGAGAGAGAGAAACAGGAGAAAGAGCUUGGUGGUUAUGGAUGUGGAGAGGUGAUAUGCAAGGAGAGAGGUCUUGGAUUGGGAUUAAUAAAUGACAGGGAUCAUGUUGAUGUCCUCCCAUUAAGAGAAGUCGCUGUUAGAGUUAACCGUGGUAUUCUUGUUCGACAAGAAGAAAAUCUGGAAAACGUACCGUUUGCAUACAAGAACGAGAACACGCCACCUGUCCGAAUCGACAACUACACCUACAAAAACACACUAGAGUACACACACACAAAUCGCAACAUAUACGCAUCCCAAACCACAUGCCCUCUUCUAAACUGCAACUUCACAGGAUUAUUCACAGAAUUAUCAAAUCAUUUCACCACCAAACAUUGGGAUUCCGGAAGGCGAUUCCAGUAUUCCUCCCCAUUACCAGUGUCAUUAGGAAUGGAUGAAACCUUCCUUGUUCUUCAAGCAGAAGAAGAUGGAGCUCUUUUUUUACUCAAUAAAGGAACCGAAAACAUCGGACAUACGGUUAUGGUAACGUGUAUUGGCCCGAGUCACAGUAAUGAGCGAUUCCAUUACUGUCUUGUGUCGGAAAGAGGGAAUAGCACAUUGCGGUUGAAAUCCUUCACACAGACUCUUCCUGGAAGGGUUGAAGGAAUUCCACCUUCGGAUUUUCUUUUGGUGCCUUUUGGGUAUUUGAAUUCAUCUGGGGAAUUGAAUUUGGAGGUUUGUAUAUGGAAUCCUUCGGAUUUAGCUGAAGUUUGAUUAAAAGAAAGAAAAAAAAAAGUUAUUUUUUCGAGAGGAAUCGACUUUUUUAACCAUUGUUUCAGGUUAUGAAAGUUGGUUGCUCUGUUUUUUUUAAUGGGAUUUAGGAAGUGUAUGUAGUAGGAUAUGAAUAUGAUGGUGAAAGAAUGUGAUUUCUUUUUAUAAGUUUGAGGUUAUUUUUGUUUAUCUUAUAGUAAUAGAACAU